UGUGCACAGCAGGGCAUAUACUUCUCUUGUCUUGGUUGGAUGCACAAAUCUGUGUGCAGUGCCUUUUGCCCGUUGCCUAGACGAUCACUCGGUUUCUCUGAGGAUGUCUGGUUCUCGUAAAGAGUUUGAUGUGAAGCAGAUUUUGAAAAUCAGAUGGAGGUGGUUUGGCCAUCAAGCAUCAUCUCCUAAUUCUGCAGUUGACAGCCAGCAGGGAGAAUUUUGGCAUCGAGGACAGACUGGAGCAAACGGAGGGAGAAAGUUUUUAGAUCCAUGUAGCCUACAAUUGCCUCUGGCUUCAAUUGGUUACCAAAGGUCCAGCCAACUGGAUUUUCAGAAUUCACCUUCUUGGCCAAUGGCAUCCACCUCUGAAGUCCCUGCAUUUGAGUUUACAGCAGAAGAUUGUGGCGGUGCACACUGGCUGGAUAGACCAGAAGUGGAGGAUGGCACUAGUGAAGAAGAAAAUGAAUCUGAUUCCAGUUCAUGCAGGACUUCCAAUAGUAGCCAGACAUUAUCAUCCUGCCAUACUAUGGAGCCUUGUUCAUCAGAUGAAUUUUUCCAGGCCCUUAAUCAUGCUGAGCAGACAUUCAAAAAGAUGGAAAACUACCUGCGACAUAAGCAGCUGUGUGAUGUAAUUCUGGUCGCUGGUGAUCGCAGAAUUCCAGCUCACAGAUUGGUGCUCUCCUCUGUGUCAGACUAUUUCGCUGCCAUGUUUACUAAUGAUGUCAGAGAAGCGAGACAAGAAGAAAUAAAAAUGGAAGGUGUAGAACCAAAUUCACUAUGGUCCUUGAUACAGUAUGCAUACACAGGCCGCCUUGAAUUAAAAGAAGAUAAUAUUGAGUGCCUGUUAUCCACAGCUUGCCUUCUUCAGCUUUCACAAGUUGUAGAAGCAUGCUGUAAGUUUUUAAUGAAACAGCUUCACCCAUCCAACUGUCUUGGAAUUCGAUCUUUUGCUGAUGCACAAGGUUGUACAGAUUUGCAUAAAGUGGCUCACAAUUAUACUAUGGAGCAUUUCAUGGAAGUAAUUAGGAACCAGGAAUUUGUAUUAUUACCAGCCAGUGAAAUUGCAAAGCUCUUGGCCAGUGACGACAUGAACAUUCCCAACGAGGAAACAAUACUGAAUGCACUUCUGACUUGGGUUCGCCAUGACUUGGAACAGAGACGGAAAGAUCUCAGUAAACUUUUGGCUUAUAUUAGGCUCCCACUUCUUGCACCACAGUUCCUGGCAGACAUGGAAAACAAUGCACUUUUUCGGGAUGAUAUAGAAUGUCAGAAACUCAUUAUGGAAGCAAUGAAAUACCAUUUAUUACCAGAGAGACGGCCCAUGUUACAAAGUCCUCGAACCAAACCUCGGAAGUCAACUGUUGGUACAUUAUUUGCAGUUGGAGGAAUGGACUCAACAAAAGGAGCAACAAGCAUUGAAAAGUACGAUCUUCGAACCAAUAUGUGGACUCCUGUCGCAAAUAUGAACGGGAGGCGACUGCAGUUCGGUGUCGCCGUGUUAGAUGACAAACUGUAUGUCGUUGGAGGCAGAGACGGACUGAAGACCUUGAAUACAGUGGAGUGCUACAACCCCAAAACGAAAACGUGGAGUGUGAUGCCUCCUAUGUCCACACACAGGCAUGGCCUUGGCGUGGCUGUAUUGGAAGGCCCCAUGUAUGCAGUAGGAGGGCAUGAUGGCUGGAGCUAUCUGAACACAGUGGAAAGAUGGGACCCGCAGGCUCGCCAGUGGAACUUUGUUGCCACUAUGUCCACCCCCAGGAGCACCGUAGGUGUGGCAGUCCUCAGUGGAAAACUUUAUGCAGUUGGUGGACGUGAUGGAAGCUCUUGCCUCAAAUCAGUAGAGUGUUUUGAUCCGCAUACCAAUAAGUGGACACUGUGUGCACAGAUGUCCAAAAGGAGAGGUGGCGUGGGAGUGACUACCUGGAAUGGGCUUCUCUAUGCUAUUGGCGGGCACGAUGCUCCUGCCUCCAACUUGACUUCCAGGCUCUCAGACUGCGUGGAGAGAUACGAUCCUAAAACCGAUGUGUGGACUGCAGUGGCCUCUAUGAGCAUCAGCAGAGAUGCGGUAGGCGUCUGUUUGCUUGGUGAUAAACUGUAUGCCGUUGGCGGCUACGAUGGACAGACUUAUCUUAAUACUGUGGAGGCUUAUGAUCCGCAAACAAACGAGUGGGCCCAGGUGGCUCCACUGUGCCUGGGAAGAGCUGGGGCUUGUGUGGUGACUGUAAAACUAUAAUUCCCUAAGUGAAGCUGUUCUCCUCCUUUAUGAAUCUAAUGCAGCUGUUCUGCGCUCAGUGGAUAUACUUCAUACUCCAUUGACUGCUACAUUCCUGGACACCAAGUCCCUGGUCGCACAGUAAAGAGGCUAACCCGUGGGAAAGAGGUGUAAACUAGAAUGAAAUACUUUUGGUCUUCUGAGUAAAUCAGAGCUGCCUCUAGUGGGCUGCGAGCGUCUGUCCUGACAGAAAAUGAGGCCAAAGGCACUGGUGUGAGGCAUCGCGCCAUGGUUACUGGGGCCUCAUCUAUUCUUAACCAAGCAUUUUCACUCACGUUACCCAGAUUCGCUUAUGAAAGUGCAAACACACCAGUUAAAACUUCUAAGGUUGUGCCUCAUAACUUUUUCUCAUACAUGCAUUUAUCAUACAUUAGUUGUAGUACGUUUUGCUUGUUCCCUUGAUUAUUUAACCACAAGCACUAUUUUAAUGACAUUCUAAAGACUCUAUUGCGUGAUAUUUUCUAAAACAGGUGCAUUUUGUGUGUGUGUCCCCUGGUUGUAGAUUUUAUUUCUAAAAUUGGUUCAAUCCCGUAAGUAAAGAAAAACAUUAAAACAUUAAAAGAAUAAUGACCAAAUAAAAACUUGACACAAUCUUUGGGAACUAUUAAACAUUCAUUCCAUGUCAUGGAGACUUGCCAAGUACUAGAUGUUAUUCCUAAAUUGAAGCGCUGUACUUUACGUUACAUUUAAGAUAUGCAAAUAUAUGUAGAGAAAAUAAAUGAUAUAUACUGUAUAAUGUUCUUUCAUCUACUUAGCUUUUAAUUAUGAAGAUUUUUUUUCUUUUAUAUCUUGAGAAAUGCUUUUACUUUUUACAAGGACAAGACUACUUGGACCUCCUUGCAUCCGCAAGUCUGCAUUUGCCCCCCUCCUACCCCCGCCCCCUACUUUCUUGUGUUUGUCACAGUGGCCCCUUGUGCUUGUUUGUACUCAAACUAUUGGGGGGAUUGGGCUUAUUGAAUGUUGACAAAAUAAGUUUAAAAUGUUUGUUACCCAAAGUUUUGUACAUUUGUAAACUCUAAUUACAUAGGUGAAUGUUAAUACUCUCAAUGAAUUAUUUAUUAUUUGCAAAAUGCACAGGGAAGUAACAUUUUGCUUUAAUCCUGUAAGAUAUGUCAUUAACUUAUUACAAAAUAUGAGUACAAACUAAAUGCCCAUCUUUUAAAAUAGAAUGUUGUGGUUAAUGUAUUUUUCAAUUUUCUAUCAGGAGAGCCUUUGUUUUAGUUGCUUUCUUUCAACAUUAAAACUAAAUUAACUUCU
This is a messenger RNA of Echinops telfairi (small Madagascar hedgehog), 3529 nucleotides long. It is a transcript of the gene KLHL5, whose product is annotated as kelch like family member 5. The transcript has 11 exons. Bases 104 to 2233 code for a protein of 709 amino acids. Lineage: Eukaryota; Metazoa; Chordata; Mammalia; Afrosoricida; Tenrecidae. Gene Ontology annotation, molecular function: protein binding. The record is from RefSeq and is a predicted model, not a curated record.